AUGCCGUCAGCAGCAAACGCGAACGAUACGCCCGCACCCGUGUUGUACUACAGUCAGCACAACACCGAACAAGCGACCAGUAUAAUCUUCAUCCAAGGCGCCGGCGGCGACGGACAGGACUGGUUACCAAUAGCAAAACUCAUGCCCAACUACCACACAAUCCUCCCAGAUCUUCCAGCUCACGGCAAGUCUUUCGACAUCAAGCCCUUCAGCAAAGAACUUUCCGCGCGACUUCUUGCCGAGCUCAUAAGCAAGCAUGCUCACAGUGGCAAAGCCCAUGUCAUAGGACUCAGUCUAGGCGCUUUCGUGGCAGUGGAGCUCGCAACGGCAUACCCUGACGUGGUGCUGGGCAUGUUUAUCUCGGGAUUGAAAUGCUUACCCCCAAAUCUUGCUACUGGUUUCGGUUCUUACGUCGCCUUCGCAAUGGGCAGACUUGAAAGUGUCGUCCCGAUAUCUGUCAUCCGUUGGCUGAUGGACGGUGCUGAAAUUCGAGACCCGCAUCCUGAGCAAUCACAUCCCGAGCGUACCCGGGCGAUAAUGCUAGCUAUCUCACGACCUGAGCAUGUACUACCAUGGCCUGCGAGGACGUGUAUUAUUGCGGCGGGCAAGGCGGGGAUUCUGCCAACUUCUGAUACGCCGGCUGAUGCUAUAAUGUUCCGAGAUGCUGGAAGAAAGGGCAAUGCUGAGACGAUUGCGUAUACGCAUGCACUCAUGCGGCAUCCGUGGAAUCCUAUUACUGCUGCUAUGGCGGCUGAGCCCAUACUGGCUUCCUCCAUCUGGCUGGCCGAGGAUCAUUCUCUACCAUCGAGGCCCAAGGACCAGAGACUAGCCACAGGACUCCACAAGCUAGAUGAAGCACUCGAUGGCGGUCUUCCGUACGGAUGUGUGAACUGCAUCUCCACAGAAAACGGAUGUGAUUCCACCCAGAUCUCACAUCAUGCUCUUGUGUCCCAUCUUACGAGUAGCGCCACCGCAACAGCCACGGUCAUCGACAGCACGUUGUCCUUCGACCUGCGCAAACUGCACGGCCGCCUCAAACGUACUCUACAGAAAGGCGCUGGGGAUGCUGAUGCUGCUAUGGACGUGCUGCACCGGCUGAAGAUCAUGAAAGUCUUUGACUUUGUUGGCCUGACUGAGGCUGUCAGCGAGGUCAGGGAAGUCCUUGAUACUCACGCACGAAGCAUGAAUUCAUCUCAAGCACGCGCCGUCGCCCCAAGAGGCACGAUCGGAGAUAGCCAAGAUGAAGAGGAAGAAGAAAUGAUGGACGUGCUUGUACCACUACAACCGGAUCGUGAGAAGAAGAGUGACCCAUGCUUAGGUCUUCUGCUCAUAGAUAACAUAGCUCAAUUGGCAACGCCACUACUCAAGAACAAUCACGUGCAAGGGCAAGCACUUCUGACCAACUUCAUGCGCUCGCUCUCGCACAGUACAAAAGCGUACGACCUCUGCACGCUUCUCAUCAACGGCACGACAAGCUACGCACAGUCGAAGGAGGAGACUCCAAGCAUUUUCACCUCCUGCUUGUCGCGGCCUGCUCUUGGUCGAACUUUCGGCUACGGAUUGGACACGCAUCUUCUGAUGCACGCAGUGCCCAAGACGGGAGCUGAUGCACGAGCAGUGUAUGGAGGAAAGUCUGGAGGGCGGAACGACCGGCCAAUUGGGAUGGCUAACGUGCUGGAAGUCUUGCAAGAUCGCUCGGGUGGCUGUGUCGGUCGGUGGGUCGCCUUCACAGUCAACGAAGAUGAAAACGUUGUAGAGAUGUGA
Molecule: messenger RNA, 1764 nt
Organism: Recurvomyces mirabilis
Lineage: Eukaryota; Fungi; Ascomycota; Dothideomycetes; Mycosphaerellales; Teratosphaeriaceae
Exons: 2
Coding region: 1-1764 (587 amino acids)
Biological process (GO): reciprocal meiotic recombination; DNA strand invasion; telomere maintenance
Cellular component (GO): Rad51B-Rad51C-Rad51D-XRCC2 complex; centrosome; replication fork
Molecular function (GO): four-way junction DNA binding; single-stranded DNA binding; ATP-dependent activity, acting on DNA
Source: RefSeq, a predicted model, not a curated record